Messenger RNA from Thyridium curvatum, 564 nucleotides. RefSeq lists its product as uncharacterized. The record is from RefSeq and is a predicted model, not a curated record. Gene Ontology annotation, cellular component: mitochondrial outer membrane. Lineage: Eukaryota; Fungi; Ascomycota; Sordariomycetes; Thyridiales; Thyridiaceae. The transcript has 2 exons. Bases 1 to 564 code for a protein of 187 amino acids.
AUGACGACCUACAUCCCCUCCCUCACAAUCCCCUACUCCGUCUUCGCCAACCCGACGGCCUCCGUGCUGCUCCCCGUGGUCCUCGGAACAGCCGUCGGCUUCGGCACCAGGCCCACCGAGCCCCAAAAGACCUACAUGGCCCUCAAGCAGCCGCCCCUGCGGCCCCCGCCCGAGGUCUUCGGCCCCGUCUGGACCGUCCUCUACGGCCUGAUGGGCUACGCCGCCUACCGCGCCGUCAACGCCGGCAUGUCCCCGCUCAGCAGCGUCGACCACAUCCGCAUGACCAAGCACGGCGCCACGCUCUACACCAUCCAGCUCGGGCUCAACCUCGCCUGGAUGCCCCUCUUCUUCGUGCUCAAGCGGCCCAUCGAGGCCACCGUCGACGCCGCCGCCCUGCUCGGCGUCAACGCCUACCUCGCCUACCUCUGGGGCUCCGUCGACAAGGUCGCCGGCUGGUGCAUGGUCCCCUACCUCGGCUGGCUCGGCUUCGCCACCUACCUGUCCGCUGGCGCGGGCUACCUGAACAACUGGGACUUCAAGAACAAGGACGUCAAGUCCGCAUGA